AAUAAUAAUAAUAAUAAUAAUAAUAAUAAUAAUAAUAAUAAUAAUUGGAAUAGCACUUGGUCUGACCUAACCGACAAUGUGAAUAUCAUGGCCGCUAACCUUACCACCCAAGUACGAUCUAUCGCCGAAGUAACCAUCGCAGUCGCCAAUGGAGAUCUCUCCAAAAAGAUUGAAGUCGAGAGUGGCGGAGAGAUUGCGGAGCUAAAGAACACGGUCAACAACAUGGUUGACUUUUUGCGUAUCUUUGCUUCAGAAGUAACUCGUGUGUCCAAAGAAGUUGGAACAGAAGGAAAGCUAGGUGGUCAAGCAACAGUCCAAGGCGUGGCCGGUACUUGGUCUGAUCUCACUGACAAUGUCAACAUUAUGGCUGCUAAUCUUACAACCCAAGUAAGAUCCAUCGCCGAAGUCACAAAGGCUGUUGCAAACGGAGAUCUUUCAAAGAAAAUAGAAGUCGAGAGUGGCGGAGAGAUCCUAGAACUAAAGAAUAUAGUCAACAACAUGGUCGACUUUUUGCGUAUCUUUGCUUCUGAAGUUACUCGUGUAUCCAAAGAAGUAGGCACAGAGGGAAAGCUAGGCGGUCAGGCAGUAGUUCAGGGUGUUGCAGGCACUUGGUCUGAUCUAACCGACAAUGUGAACAUCAUGGCCGCCAACCUUACAACCCAAGUACGAUCAAUCGCUGAAGUAACAAUCGCAGUCGCCAAUGGAGAUCUCUCCAAAAAGAUUGAAGUCGAAAGUGGCGGAGAAAUUGCAGAACUAAAGAACACGGUUAAUAAUAUGGUUGAUUUCUUGCGUAUCUUUGCUUCCGAAGUAACCCGUGUGUCGAAAGAAGUUGGAACAGAAGGAAAACUAGGUGGUCAAGCCAAGGUACAAGGAGUUGCGGGCACCUGGUCUGACCUAACAGAUAAUGUGAAUAUCAUGGCUGCCAAUCUGACAACCCAAGUACGAUCAAUUGCUGAAGUAACCAUCGCAGUCGCCAAUGGAGAUCUCUCCAAAAAGAUUGAAGUCGAGAGUGGCGGAGAGAUUGCGGAGCUAAAGAACACGGUCAACAACAUGGUUGACUUUUUGCGUAUCUUUGCUUCAGAAGUAACUCGUGUGUCCAAAGAAGUAGGUACUGAAGGAAAGCUAGGUGGUCAGGCCAAGGUUCAGGGAGUAGCUGGUACCUGGUCGGAUUUGACUGACAACGUUAAUAUCAUGGCGGCAAACCUUACCAACCAAGUUCGAUCAAUUGCUGAAGUAACAAUUGCGGUUGCCAAUGGAGAUCUCUCCAAGAAGAUUGAAGUCGAGAGCGGUGGAGAAAUCGCAGAACUCAAGAAUACGGUCAACAACAUGGUUGACUUUUUGCGUAUUUUCGCCUCUGAAGUAACCCGUGUAUCUAAGGAAGUAGGCACCGAAGGAAAACUAGGCGGUCAAGCAAAAGUUCAGGGGGUUGCUGGUACCUGGUCGGAUUUAACAGACAACGUCAACAUCAUGGCUGCAAACCUCACCAACCAAGUCCGCAGUAUUGCCGAAGUAACCAUCGCUGUUGCCAAUGGUGACUUAUCCAAGAAGAUCGAAGUCGAGAGCGGCGGCGAAAUUGCAGAGCUAAAGAACACAGUCAAUAACAUGGUUGACUUUUUGCGUAUUUUUGCUUCCGAGGUAACCCGUGUGUCGAAAGAAGUAGGCACGGAAGGAAAACUAGGUGGUCAAGCCAAGGUUCAGGGAGUAGCUGGUACUUGGUCGGAUUUGACUGACAACGUCAACAUCAUGGCUGCAAACCUCACCAACCAAGUCCGCAGUAUUGCCGAAGUAACCAUCGCUGUUGCCAAUGGUGAUCUGUCCAAAAAGAUCGAAGUCGAAAGUGGCGGAGAGAUUGCACAGCUAAAGAACACUGUCAACAGUAUGGUAGAUCAACUGCGAGUGUUUGCGUCUGAAGUUACUCGAGUUGCAAGAGAAGUUGGUACAGAUGGAAAAUUGGGUGGGCAGGCCGUUGUCCGAGGAGUUGCGGGUACAUGGUUUGAUUUGACUGACAAUGUCAACAUUAUGGCUGCAAAUCUCACAACUCAAGUCAGAAGUAUUGCCCAGGUUACCAAAGCUGUUGCUCACGGAGAUCUAUCUAAAAAGAUUGAAGUAGAAACACGCGGAGAGAUCUUGGAUCUAAAACUUACCGUCAAUUCCAUGGUGGAUCAACUACGUAUAUUUGCAUCCGAAGUCACCCGUGUUUCAAAAGAAGUCGGUACAGAAGGUAGAUUGGGUGGUCAAGCAACUGUAGACGGUGUCGCUGGAACAUGGCUUGAUUUGACCGACAAUGUCAACAUAAUGGCCGCAAACCUUACCAAUCAGGUGCGCUCAAUUGCCGAAGUAACUAGGGCAGUGGCAAACGGAGAUCUAUCCAAAAAGAUUGUAGUUGAGAGUGGUGGUGAGAUCGCAGAGUUGAAGAAUAUCGUGAAUGACAUGGUAGACUCGCUUCGAAUCUUUGCAUCAGAAGUAACUCGUGUAGCAAAAGAAGUCGGCACGGAAGGCAAAUUGGGUGGACAGGCUGUUGUUCAAGGAGUUGCUGGCACCUGGUUUGACUUGACUGACAAUGUCAACAUUAUGGCUGCAAACUUGACAGACCAGGUGAGAUCGAUUGCAGAGGUCACAAAAGCUGUAGCCAAUGGAGAUCUUUCAAAGAAGAUUGUUGUCGAGAGUGGUGGCGAAAUUGCUGAAUUGAAGAACACGGUCAAUAACAUGGUAGAUUUCCUGCGAAUCUUUGCCUCUGAAGUCACUCGAGUCUCUAAAGAAGUAGGCACCGAAGGCAAGCUUGGAGGACAAGCGACUGUUCAGGGAGUGGCUGGUACUUGGUCUGAUUUGACAGAUAAUGUUAACAUCAUGGCUGCCAACCUUACUACUCAAGUACGAUCCAUUGCUGAAGUAACCAAAGCGGUUGCCAAUGGAGAUCUUUCGAAGAAAAUUGACGUUGAAACCCAGGGAGAAAUAUUGGAUCUAAAGAAUAUUGUAAAUAGCAUGGUUGACCAACUGCGUGUCUUUGCUUCCGAAGUUACUCGUGUGUCCAAGGAAGUAGGAACUGAAGGAAAAUUAGGUGGCCAGGCUGUGGUACAAGGUGUUGCUGGAACAUGGUCUGAUCUUACAUAUAAUGUAAAUAUCAUGGCAGCCAACCUUACCACACAAGUACGAUCUAUUGCCGAAGUUACAAAGGCAGUCGCCAAUGGAGAUCUUUCAAAGAAAAUUGAAGUAGAAACUCAAGGAGAGAUAAUGGACCUCAAGAUUACAGUCAAUUCCAUGGUUGAUCAAUUGCGUGUGUUUGCAUCAGAGGUUACUCGUGUAGCUAGAGAAGUCGGAACGGAAGGAAAGCUAGGUGGCCAAGCUACUGUUGAGGGCGUGGCAGGCACCUGGAAGGACCUAACCGACAAUGUCAACAUGAUGGCAGGAAACCUAACAACCCAAGUUCGAAGUAUUGCCGCUAUUUCUGCUGCAGCAACUGAGAACGACUUUUCCCGUCUAAUCACAGUAGAGGCUUCCGGAGAGAUGGACUCACUCAAAACAAAGAUCAAUCAAAUGGUUAGCUCCCUUCGAGAUGCUAUUCAAAAGAACAGGCUGGCUAGAGAAGCAGCUGAGCUUGCUAACAGAUCCAAGAGUGAGUUCCUGGCCAAUAUGAGUCACGAAAUCCGAACACCCAUGAAUGGCAUUAUUGGCAUGACUUCUUUGACACUUGAGACUGAAUUGACACGACAGCAGCGCGAGAAUUUGAUGAUUGUAUCCAACUUGGCUAACAAUCUCCUUAUAAUUAUUGAUGAUAUUUUGGAUAUUUCCAAGAUUGAAGCUGGUAGAAUGACAAUUGAGACCAUUCCUUUCUCAUUACGCUCAGCAAUAUUUGGUGUCCUCAAAACCUUGGCUGUGAAGGCUAACCAAAAAAAGCUCGACUUGAUAUACAAUGUGGAAAGUUCGAUCCCUGAUCAAGUCAUUGGUGAUACCCUCCGUCUCCGACAAGUUAUUACCAACUUGAUUGGAAAUGCCAUCAAGUUUACGACUCGUGGUGAGGUGGUUUUGGAGACAAAAGUGAAGGAAGUAGAUGAUGAUUAUGUCGUGGUACAAAUGUGUGUGAGUGAUACUGGUAUUGGUAUUCAAGAAGACAAGCUCAAUGUGAUUUUCGACACUUUUUGUCAAGCCGAUGGAAGUACUACUCGUGAAUACGGUGGAACUGGUCUUGGUUUAUCGAUCUCCAGACACCUUGUCCGAUUGAUGGGUGGUGAUUUGUGGGUAGAAUCUACCUAUGGCCGUGGCUCACGCUUCUACUUUACCAUAAAAUUCCGCCAAUUCAAGAUGAGUGACUCUGAGAUUAUUGAAAAAAUGGCUCGCUUCAAGGGUCGCAGUGUUCUUUAUCUUGAUACGAUGAACGAUCAAACUGGCGUCGCAAAGGCUAUUGAAACAAUUGGUCUAAAGCCUGUUCGUGUGAAGAAUGUCGAUGAAUUGACCGAGACUAUCAAUGCUGCUGCUUCGCGCACUCGAUAUGCACCAUUCUUCGAUACCGUUAUUGUGGAUAAGAUGAUAUAUGCCGAGAAAGUUCGCGAGGCUGUUCAUCUACGAUAUACUCCAAUUGUGUUGAUUGCGCCUGAUACUCAACAUAUCAAUAUGAAACUCUGUAUUGAUCUCGGAGUUACAGGAUAUAUUAGUGCUCCUACAAAUCUGGCUGACUUGGUUCAUGUUCUUUUGCCCGCAUUGGAGACUCAUGCUGCACUUCCAAGCGACUCAACAAAGGAAGUUCCUCUGGAAAUUCUUUUGGCUGAAGACAAUAUUGUGAACCAAAAAUUGGCUGUCCGCAUUCUUGAAAAAUUCGGCCACAGGGUCAAGAUUGUAUCGAAUGGAAAAUUGGCUUUAGAGGCAUUUGAGAAAGACUCAUACGAUUUGAUUCUUAUGGAUGUACAAAUGCCUAUCAUGGGUGGAUUCGAAGCGACUCAACGUAUCCGUGAAUCUGAGAGAGCAUCUAACAAAAAUACGCAUGUGCCUAUUAUUGCGUUGACAGCACACGCCAUGAUUGGUGAUCGAGAGAAGUGUUUACAGGCCGGAAUGGAUGAAUAUGUCACGAAACCACUGAGAUUCCCUGAUCUUAUUACAGCCAUCAAGAAGUUCUCCCCUCGAUCUGCCCAAAUGUUAAGUAUGGGAAGAGUGAAACCAGAAAAAUAAGCACAUUCACCAAGCACGUCAAAAUGAAGCAUUUGUAGUGCCAUAUAUUCUUGUAUCGCUUCGCUUCAAGUAACUUUGGGGUUAUUCUGUUGACCGAUUGGUUUCAAUAAGCAUUCUUUUUUUUUAUUCAUAUUCUAUAUUCCUAUACUCUUACCAAGCUCCAUCUAAAAUGCCGCACACCAAGUUGUGGCAAUGAAGUAAUCAAAGAAAGGACAAGACGAAAUUAGUUGAUUAAUAGCACAAGAAUGUAAUGCAGUUGUCUCUUUCUCUUUGACGAAGAAAUUCAAAUGAAACAAACAAAUAAAUAAAUAAAAAAUACACCACAUUUACCAACAUU
Phycomyces blakesleeanus NRRL 1555(-) is the source of this 5497-nucleotide messenger RNA. Its product is annotated as type IA hybrid histidine kinase. Gene Ontology annotation, biological process: phosphorelay signal transduction system; cellular hyperosmotic response; phosphorylation. Gene Ontology annotation, molecular function: phosphorelay sensor kinase activity. The coding region runs from base 88 to 5160 and encodes 1690 amino acids. The record is from RefSeq and is a predicted model, not a curated record. NCBI's taxonomy places the organism in Eukaryota, Fungi, Mucoromycota, Mucoromycetes, Mucorales, Phycomycetaceae. The transcript is spliced from 6 exons. Gene Ontology annotation, cellular component: membrane.